AUGCUGGUGGCGGGGUCGCGCAACCAGUCUGAUGGUAUAAUCUAUGCGUGGCCUUGUGGUACCGGUUCGCUUGGUGCUAGAGAGAUCUUCGCGAGUUUAGACUCGAUCAAUGCUAUAGUGGCUGACUCGAUGCGGAUAGAACUACUGUACUUGAGCGGGAUCCUUAACUCUGGGUGCUAUCUGUCAGUUCCAAAGCCCAAUGAUGUUGAAGCAAUGAGCACACUGGCAAUGGAAGUCACGUACUGGGUGGAGAUUCCGAAGCUCAAGCGUACCGCGAUCCCGAUGCCUAGGGAGGCCCAUAUAUACCAGAUUGUCAAUGGAGGUUCUUACCGCCUCCUCUACUAA
Molecule: messenger RNA, 345 nt
Organism: Pseudocercospora fijiensis CIRAD86
Lineage: Eukaryota; Fungi; Ascomycota; Dothideomycetes; Mycosphaerellales; Mycosphaerellaceae
Exons: 4
Coding region: 1-345 (114 amino acids)
Source: RefSeq, a predicted model, not a curated record